Molecule: messenger RNA, 342 nt
Organism: Sphenostylis stenocarpa
Lineage: Eukaryota; Viridiplantae; Streptophyta; Magnoliopsida; Fabales; Fabaceae
Source: the annotation of a GenBank genome assembly
AUGACCACAACCACAAGACACAGUUACAAACUUUCUCUCAAAAGAGCCACAAGGAGGAGAAGACAGCCACAUAACCAAAAACUCAUCACCACAUUUGAUUCCUUCAAGCAUGAAAAGUGCCACAAAAAGUCCCAAAAACUGUCACAAAAGCUUGAGGCUUUGAAGAACCUCAUUCCCACAACAAACUCUGAAGAAGAGGCUGUGAAACCCGACCAGCUGUUCAAGGAAACCGCAGAUUACAUCGUGUUGCUGCGGGCACGUGUGGUGGUGCUUCAGAAACUCAUUGAGUAUUAUGACAACAGCAACAGUACCCAGGAUGAUGAACAUGCUUUGUUGCUAUAG